AUGAAGUUUACUGACGGGAUGUGGUGUCUCCGUGAGGGGAUCUCAAUCGACUGGAUGAGCAAUGUGGAACGAUUGUCAGUAGAGCAAGAUGUUGUGCAUCUAUUGUUGAAUAAGUAUCAGCGCCAUAGAGGGGAUACUUUGAAUUCACCGACGAUAUCUGCUACAGUCACUUCUCCGCUUGAGGGGAUCAUCGGGGUCAAGUUGGUUCAUUGGGCUGGUCAAAAUGAUAACGGACCUCAUUACCAAAUCGCAUCGAAAACCGGCCAUACUACGAUCGACCAAACGGACGGGCUACUUCUUUAUCAAAGCGGACCUGCGAGCCUCAAGAUUAACACAGCCCCCAACGAGUUAGGUUUUACAUGGUACGGUGAUUCCGGCCAAACAUUGACUGGCCACUCUUUCCGCUCUAUUGGCUAUGUCAGAGAUCGUACAACGGACAGAACUCGCUGGACUGAUGGGCUAUAUGUGGAACAUGACGGCUACAUGCUCGCCGAACUCAAUCUGGGGGUAAAUGAGAAGCUUUAUGGGUUGGGCGAGAGAUUUGGCCCAUUUGUGAAGAAUGGUCAGAGAGUAGACAUCUGGAAUGAAGAUGGAGGUACCUCAUCGGAACUGGCGUAUAAGAAUAUUCCAUUUUACCUAAGUUCCAAAGGAUAUGGAGUUUUUGUACGUCAUACAGGGAAAGUAAGCCUUGAGCUUCAGUCUGAGAGGACGACAAGAGUCAAUAUUUCGGUCCCAGGGCAGGAACUGGAAUAUUAUAUCAUCUUUGGAAGCACACCUAAGGAAGUGUUAAGGCGAUAUACUGCUUUGACCGGACAGCCGAGCUUGGUACCUACUUGGAGCUAUAAUUUGUGGUUAACUACCAGUUUUACAACGAGUUAUGACGAGAAGACCGUCACCGGAUUUCUAGACGGAUUCCGAGAACGCGACAUACCCUUAGGUGUCUUUCAUUUCGAUACUUUCUGGAUGAAGUCGUACCAGUGGUGUGAUUUCCAGUUUGACAAGGACUAUUUUCCCAAUGCCACAGCAUACCUGAAGCGUUUGAAAGAACGUGGUUUGAAGAUCAGUGUGUGGCUGAAUUCAUAUAUUGCACAGGCUUCACCAUUGUUCAAAGAGGGUAAAGAGAAGGGAUACUUUAUAAAGCGACUUGACGGUUCUGUCUGGCAAUGGGACAUGUGGCAGGCCGGUAUGGCCAUAGUCGACUUCACAAACCCCGAAGCCUCGAAAUGGUAUACAGAUCAUCUGAUGCGUCUAAUGGACAUGGGAGUCGAUUCGUUCAAGACUGACUUUGCGGAACGUAUCCCAUUCCAGAAUGUUAAGUUUUAUGAUGGUUCUGAUCCUGUGCGCAUGCACAACUACUACUCAAUACUAUACAACAAAGCGGUCUAUGAAGCCAUGAUAGGUCGGGUAGGGAAAGCAAAAAGUCUUCUAUUUGCUCGCAGCACGGCUCCCGGUGGCCAAGCAUAUCCUGUCCACUGGGGCGGAGAUUGCGAAAGCACAUUUGAAGCAAUGGCGGAAUCUUUACGUGGCGGACUCAGUUUGAUGUUAUCCGGGUAUAUUUUCUGGGCAUCAGAUAUCGGAGGAUUCGAAGGAACGCCACUACCAGCACUAUACAAACGCUGGGUCCAGUUUGGGCUCUUAUCAUCUCAUUCGCGUCUACAUGGUUCCAGCUCGUACCGCGUCCCUUGGAUCUAUGGCGAAGACUGCAGCGAUGUGCUCCGGGAUUCCGUGAAGAGGAAAAUUUCCUUGACACCAUACAUACUACAAGAGGCCCUUCAUGGACAUCAGACUGGCGUUCCACUUAUGAGAGCCAUGUUUUUAGAAUUUCCGGAUGACCUAAACACAUACACUAUCGAUACCCAGUACAUGUUUGGCAGCAAUUUACUUGUGGCACCUGUCUUCACUGAAGAAGGAACCGUGACAUUCUACGUUCCAUGUAACGAGGAAGACAAUCACAGAGGCAAAUGGGUCUCCUGGUUCGAUUACAAUAAAACAUAUGAGCCCGGUCAGUGGUACACUGAAAAGCACGACUUUUCUUCCUUGCCGAUUCUAAUUCGUCCUGGUACUGUGACUCCAAUUAACCCAAAGCUCAAGAGUCCUGAAGAUGAUCCGUUGGACGGUUUUAAGUUAAUUUUGAAUGGUUCCAUUGACUCAGAGAAUUACAAGAUUGAAAUUGUGAAUCCGGAGAAUACACAUGAAGUUCUGAAAGUCAUAGACAUUUGCAAGUUGAUUGAUGAUUCGGAAAUGAGUCAGAAGACGACGAGGGUUUAUACUUAUUUCUGA
Molecule: messenger RNA, 2280 nt
Organism: Talaromyces stipitatus ATCC 10500
Lineage: Eukaryota; Fungi; Ascomycota; Eurotiomycetes; Eurotiales; Trichocomaceae
Product: sugar hydrolase, putative
Exons: 6
Coding region: 1-2280 (759 amino acids)
Biological process (GO): carbohydrate metabolic process
Molecular function (GO): hydrolase activity, hydrolyzing O-glycosyl compounds; carbohydrate binding
Source: RefSeq, a predicted model, not a curated record